This is a messenger RNA of Cutaneotrichosporon cavernicola, 261 nucleotides long. RefSeq lists its product as uncharacterized. The coding region runs from base 1 to 261 and encodes 86 amino acids. NCBI's taxonomy places the organism in Eukaryota, Fungi, Basidiomycota, Tremellomycetes, Trichosporonales, Trichosporonaceae. The record is from RefSeq and is a predicted model, not a curated record. The transcript has 2 exons.
AUGCACAUACAUAACCUUCCGCAUCAACACAUCUACUUUGCUCACUACCUCAUCCAAACCCCCAACACCACUACGAGAGGACCUUCCCACCCUCUCAACCCCUCCGACCGACCAGUGCAUGCCAGACGGUCCCACCUCGCUCCCUUCCUCCCUCCCCUCUUCUAUCCCCUCCUCCCUCUCCCCUUCGCGCGACUCUUCUCCCUCGCCCGACCCGCUCCCACCGAGCCCUCACUCCCCACCUUCUCUACGCCGCCGAACUAG